Molecule: messenger RNA, 1138 nt
Organism: Aspergillus pseudonomiae
Lineage: Eukaryota; Fungi; Ascomycota; Eurotiomycetes; Eurotiales; Aspergillaceae
Product: putative polyadenylation factor subunit CstF64
Exons: 2
Coding region: 198-1046 (282 amino acids)
Biological process (GO): mRNA 3'-end processing
Cellular component (GO): mRNA cleavage and polyadenylation specificity factor complex
Molecular function (GO): mRNA binding
Source: RefSeq, a predicted model, not a curated record
AAAUUGUCUACUGGGGUUUAAGAGUAGGCCGCGAAUUUUUUUUUGUGAUACAAGAUAUUCCUUACGCUUGAGUCGGAAGUGUGUGGGAACCUCCGCCUCCUGCUAAAACCGCCCUCGAGCCAUUUGCACUCUGGGUCUUUACGUCUUAACACCCCAUCGGUAGAAAGAGCCUGCAGAUUGUCUAUACUCCGGCAAAGAUGGCGCCUCCUGAAAGAGCCGGAAAGAGUGUCUUUUUGGGAAACAUCCCAUACAAUCUCACGGAGGAGCAAGUUAAAGACAUUCUUAGCUCCGCGGGCACAGUAACCAAAUUUCGUUUGAUGAUGAACCCCGAGACCGGAAAACCUAAAGGAUAUGGGUUUGCAGACUUCGCCGAUGCCGAUGCAGCCGCCUCCGCAGUUCGCAACUUGAAUGACUAUGAGGUCAUGGGACGGAAGAUUCGCGUGGAUUGGCCUCACAACAACGAGAAGGAUUCGAUACCCCCAGAUUAUUCACAGACGUCUCAGGUACCGGGACAGGAUGGACAGAUGGGUGCACAGCAGUCAUCUGCUCCUCUGCCGCCUCUUCCCCCGGGCGUGGACCUUCCUCCGCACCUAGACUGCCCGAACGCAAUCUCCCAAACACUCUCCUCUCUCCCUCCGAAUCAACUCCUCGAUGUACUCUCUCAGAUGAAGUCAUUGGUCAUGGCUGACCCGGCACGCGCUACGGAACUUUUGCGGCAAGCCCCUCAACUUGCGUACGCUAUAUUCCAGGCCCUGCUCCUGAUGAACCUUGUCGACUACGGCACGUUAGGAACAGUGGUGGAACAGGCCGCCCAGCCCCAAGCGGCAGCUGCCGCUCCCCCCGCAGCGCAGUCUUUUCAGCCAUUCUCAGCCGUACCCGGUCCGGUCUCCACACCACCUCAGCCUCAGCAGCAAAUGCCAGGGCAAGACGAACUCUUGCAGCAAGUACUCAGUAUGCCACAGUCGGCUAUCGACGCACUACCUCCGAUGGAACGGAAUCAAAUCAUGCUACUACGACAGCAGUUAAUGCAAGGUGCCAUGCGGUGAUGACAUAGCGAGAUCGAUCUAGAUCAACGGACUUGUAUGAUUUUGGUACUUUUGAAACUUCCAUACUUGAUUUACUCUUUCCUCUUUUGUCC